Molecule: messenger RNA, 735 nt
Organism: Lodderomyces jiufengensis
Lineage: Eukaryota; Fungi; Ascomycota; Pichiomycetes; Serinales; Debaryomycetaceae
Gene: FGR16
Product: U4/U6-U5 snRNP complex subunit
Exons: 1
Coding region: 1-735 (244 amino acids)
Cellular component (GO): precatalytic spliceosome
Source: RefSeq, a predicted model, not a curated record
AUGUCAAAUAAUGAGAACUUAUCAUCAUCAUCGACAGUCUACCAUAAGAAACAAGCCAAUUAUCAUGAUAAAAGAAACGUUUUAAAUAAAUCAAAUUUAAUAGAACCCAUCAUACGACAUCGUAUUCAAGAUUCAUUAUUUUAUAAACAAUAUUUAUAUUUAACAAACGAAUCAACAAUUUUAACAAUUAUAACAAAACAUAUAAAUUAUAUUGGAGGUGUUGAUUCAAUAGGUAGGCCGUCUCCUUUUUUACAAUGUCUACUGAGAUUAUUGGAGAUCGAACCGUCUUUUGAGAUUAUACGAAUUUAUUUAAAUCAAUUGGAUUUUAAUGAAUUUAAAUAUCUAACUUGCUUAACACUACUAUAUAUUAGAUUAGUAUACAAAUCAGAGGAGAUCUAUACCAUUUUUGAUUCAUAUUUGAAAGAUUACAGGAAACUAAAAUUUAAGUAUAAAAGUCCGAAAUUGAAUGAAUUUAAACAACCAAUUUAUUUUGCAAUUAUUUAUAUGGAUGAAUUCAUUGAUGACUUAUUAAAUAAUGAUAGAGUUUUUGAUAUCAUUUUACCAAGAUUAAUACCAAGACUUAGCUUAGUUGAAAAAGGAUUAAUUGCACCUAGACAAUAUUUUGUUGAUGAAGAUGAAAUACAAAAGGAAAGUUUCGAAGAUGGUGAAGAACUAAUAGAGGCUAGUGAAAUUGACGAUGAGAAUGAGAGCUCAUAUCAAAGUGAUAGUGAUUAA